AUGAACGAAUUCACGCCCCUGGUUAAACCACUUCAAUCUCAGACCACCAUUGACUCUGUUGCAAAGGAAUGUCCUUCUGAAGGAUUCAACUAUCCUACAUUUCGCCAACUCGCAAAAAAUGCACGGCUAUUUAUCUCAAAACCACUGGAUCCUGACGUAGCAUCUUCGUAUUAUCGUCUAUUUUCGGUCGCAAACUCAAAGGGAUGGUUUGUUGCAGUGAAAUCAGCGGAAUCUGGUUCAGAACUUGUAUUCUCGCCCCUUGAUGAGCUUCGCUUGGCUUCCGAGGCGGCAAAAACGGACGACGAAACUCUGUUCAACCCAAAGCGAACCGUGUCGAUUCCCACACGCGCCACCAUUGUCGCUUUUGCAUGCGGUGAUACCAAGCUGUUAGUUGGUCUGGCUGACGGAUCAGUGGUGGUAUACGACACCUCGUCGCUUUUUACGGAAGGAACGAACGAUGUCCAACCUCUGGGGAGAAACGAAAUUCAGACCUCGCCGCUCCGCCAAGUCGUACCUAAUCCUGGUACAGAGCCUGGUCUGAGUGACCUUGUAGCAAUCGUCAGCGACGGCAAGGUGGAACUUCUCAAUAUGAACUUGGAGUCUCAGGGUGGUUGGGUCGCCAGCGACCUCAUGUCACAACCUAUCUCUGUGGAUUGGUCUCCCAAGGGAAAACAUAUCGCUAUUGGUCUGCAAACCGGCGACAUCCUUACAUUCGCUAUCACGAACAAAUCGACUCCCAACAAGCACAUACCUCCCACUACGAAUUCUGUCCUAGUGUCGUUGAAUUGGCUUGGACCCGGUCACACAUUCCGCACAAGCUAUGCCGCACAAGACGACUCCCCUGCGCAACACAUCGUCGUGCUUGAUACGAAAUCAUCUACUGCGACCUACUUUGCCCCCGACCAUCCAUUCAUAUCGGGAGAUCGAGUUAAUCAGGCUGCAUAUGUCCUCAACUUCCCCAAAUGGGACGGCGCAGAAAACCAAUAUCUUACCGUUGUGGGCGAUCUCGCGUCAGUUGAUCUAGAGAUCCUGGGUAACAGUGGGAACCAGUGGUAUCGUCAAUCGCAGGAAAACCCGUUGACUCUCCCGUUGGACAAAGAGAUGAAUGACACGAUUCUCCUUGCACUUGAAACCGACCUGACUGACCCCAGAUACGAUUCACCCAUUAUGUAUGCAUAUCUCAGCGACGGUUCUCUUCAAGGCUGGUAUGUCGAACACACGAAGCCAUACCUGGGAAUGAUGAACGGCAAGAACCUGGCUGCUGUAGACACAAACUCGCAGGUACCAGUACAGUCGCAGGAGAGUGCUGCGCCUCAGGCUACAAGUGCCUUCGGUAUGUCCGGCUUCGGGCAGCAGCCAGCGCAGAGUACACCAGCUUUUGGGCAAACAGGUUUUGGGCAGCAGCCAUCAUCCACGCCAUCUGCAUUCACCUCAACCGCUCCGGCCUUCGGACAAUCAUCCUUUGGCCAACCAUCCGCAUUUGGCUCUGCUUUGUCCAGUUUCGCACAACCAAGCACGACCACAUCCGCAUUUGGUGGCUCCAGUAGUAAUAGUGGUGGCUUUGCUGCGUUUGCGGGCGGCUCCGGGGCAUUUGGAAGUGGCGGUGGAUUCGGCUCUGGAGGAUUUUCGUCGAGUCCUUCCACAGGUGCUUUUGGUUCGAAUACCACCACCAACGCUUUCGGACAAGGGGGCUUUGGUUCUGCCGCUAGCAACACUCCCGCCGGUGAUUCGUCAUCAAUGACUCGCGAAGCAUCGAUGUCUGACUCUACACCUGGGUUUGGAGGUUUAUCAUUGGGAAGCAAACAUACGGCGGACGAUAACGCUGUCAACAGCAUGUUUGGAUCUUUUUCUACGACAUCGAGUUCGAGUCAACAACAAUCAACGUCUAGCUUUGGUGGCAGUUCGCUUGUUAAACCUGCCACUGGAUUUGGCGCGUUUGGUAAUCUGCAGACUUCCAGUGCAUUUUCAUCGCCAAAGCCAGCCACAACUGUAAAUGCCUUUGCACCCGCACCGCCAUCAGCCCAAACAUCUACGACAUCUACAGCAUCUCCUGCGUUCGGUCAGUCUGGCUUUGGACAACCAGCAUUCGGGAAGCCCAGCUUCGGUGCACCCUCUGCAUUUGGAGCUUUUGGGAAUGCGGGUUCUCAAGCCCAAAAGCCUGCCACAACAACACCGUCCUCCGGUGGAUUUGGCGCAUUUGCAUCGACGCCAACUUCCUUUGGAUCUGCACUGGGAUCAACAGCAAAGCCCGCUGAAACCAAACCUGCUAGUGGAGGAUUUAGCGCGUUCGCUUCAGCUUCGCCUUCUGCGUUUGGAGCGGCAGCGGCAUCACCGAAACCUGCAGAAUCGAAGCCAACUACCGGAGGGUUUGGAGCAUUUGCCUCGGGUGGGCCUUCUGUGUUCAGCGCGGCUGCCAAAGACAACGCGUCCUCUUCUUCGUCUAGUUCAGGGGGAGGGUUCAGCGCGUUUGCUUCUUCGGCACCUUCACCGUUUAGUCAAGCUGCCAACGAUGCCACGCAAAAACCAUCUUCAGGUGGCUUCAGUGCCUUUGCAUCAGCUACUCCCGCAUUUGGUGUACCCGCCACACCCAAGGCUGUUACCGACUCUUCAUCAACAAGCACGACUCCCCCUGCUGAACCGAAACAAAGAACUACAGUAUUUGGGACGCCGACUGGUGCUGCUGGCAGUAGUUCCCCUUCACCGUUCAGCGCAUCCAAUGUCAGGUCCUCUAUCCCUAAAGGAGACGAAAGUCCAACUGGCUCACCCAAGGGCACAUCGUUCGAUGCUUCCCCGCCGAGUUCGCCAGAGUCGAAACCUGCUGUUCCGCCAGUAUUUGCAAAGAGGGAUGAAAGUUCUCCGUCGCCGUUUGGGGGCAGUGGCUCGAAAUCCCCGUCGCCAUUUGGCCAACCCUCAUCUCCUUCGCCCUUUGGCCAACCUUCAUCUCCUUCGCCGAGUGGUGGUGCCUUUGGUAAUCUUCAAGUCACGCCCUCAGUGUUCAAACCAGCUGCUGGAUUUGGCGCAUUCGGGAGCAACGAAACGCCCAAGACUUCCGCGUUCUUCAAGAAACCAGACGAAACCCCGCCUCCAGUCUCAGCGUUUAGUCAAAUCACCACUACCCCCAAAACACCUGUCACUACCUCGGCCACUCCUGCGUUUGGUGCAACGUCUGCCCUUGGCGCGAAAUCGGUCUUUUCGCCAGCCCAGUCUCCCAGCGCAACACCGACAAAGGCACCAACAACAGGCGCGUUUAGCGCAUUCAGUGGCGCAUCGGGUGGGUUCUCGGCCUUUGCGGGACCCAAGACGUCUUUCACGGAUUUGUUGAAGUCGAAGGGUGAUGAGGCAACGGAUCCCAUCAAGCCAGCUGCUACUCCUGUGUUUUCCAAGCCUGAAAGCGAGAGCAAACCUGUUGUUUCUGUUUUCGCUACUUUAGCUGCGAUGGAAAAAGACAAGGAGAAAGAGAAGGAAAAGGAGAAGAAGCAAGAAGAUAAAGAGGCGGAGAAGGAAAAGGAUAAAGAGGAGCCUAGCACUUCGUCGUCCAAGGACGGUAAGAAGACAAUCCCCAGUGAGCCCUCGUACGGUAAUUUAUCUCUCUCAGCUUCUUCUUCUGGGUCGUUCGUAGAGGUUGGAGCAAACGAUGCCGACAAUGGAGAAUUGGAUGACGGAGAAGUUUCCGAAGAUGAUGGAAACCACAGCGAUUUCUUGUCGGAUAAUUUCGAGGAAUCAUCGUAUAAAGACGGCGAUUCGGCGAACGAAGAGUCGGACGAAGAAGAUCUGCCAGAGGAAAGAAAUACUCCAUCGCCUGAACCACCUCUUCCUCCGUCACGGUCGCCGUCCGCUACACCUCAGCCUGAGAUCCCGUCUAUCCAGGUAUCAGGCGAUGGUGCGGACGAAGAAUCUCCUUCUAAGGCUGUUCCAACACGCGAACGGAGUACGACGCCACCAAGCACCCCUGUAAAGGAAUCUAAAGCACCGACAUCCUCGAGUCCGUCGUUGGCUACACCCGGCGCUCCGUCUACCUCGCCAUUUGGUAUUGGGAUAGGAAGGCCAAGCACGCGGCCUGUGCGUAGUUCACCGCUGGCCAAUGCGGUUUCGGCAGAGGAUGAAGAAGAAGACGAUGUCACGAAGUCGCCACCGAAGGCAAAACCCACAGUCUCUCCGAAACCUGUUUAUGGUGCUUUGCCCUUGGACACGAAGGGCAAAACUAAGGAAACGGAUGUGGGGGAUGAAGAGGCCACACCUAAGAAAUCCCCGACCGCCAAAAGACCAAAGACGCCUCCAUUGCUUUCAACCAUGGGUCCUCCGCCUACACCCAGCCCAUUCUUAUCUCCUCCCAUCUCCAAGACUUCUUCAGGCAGCUCUGAGUCCUCAUCAAUCAAAUCGACCGCCUCAGCGCCACCUCUUUUCGGUAUGGGGGCAAAACCAGCGGCAGCAUCUACCCCCAGUUUGUUUGGUACGCCAAAGGCUGAAGUCACCCCUGUCGGCUCAUGGACGUCGACAACACCAUCUAAACCAGAGCUGCCCCGAGCAAACACUGCACCAGCUGCGCCUGGCACACCAACACCCAGUCUUUUCGGCGGUGGAUUCUUCGCACCCCCGCCUCCAGCUGCGAAGGCGCCGACGAAUGCUUUCUCCAUGCCACCAUUUACUUUGGGCGGCGCGGCAGCUGGUCCGGCUAUUCCACCUGCGGGAACCAAUCUCUUUGGAAGCAAAACUGCCCCAGGGCCCGCCACUCCCACUGGACCAGGCAUCUUUGGAGGCAAAGCUACGCCACCACCCCAACCUGGUGGUAUCUUUGGAAUGAAGCCACCAACUGCCGCAACGCCAGGCAGCCCAUCCAAUGUGUUUGGAGGUGGAAUUCAACCGCCUAAACCGUCACCAUUUGGAAAUGUUCAAGCUACACCUCCGGCACCGCCGCAACCAUCCCCUGAAGCCAUCCUGGAAGAAGGAAUGCAGAAGGAAUGCGCAGCUUUGGUGAACAUGGUCACUGAAGAUUUGGCACAGUUACCUCUUCAUGCUUUGAAGUUGGGAGAAGCAAUAGCUGCGGCUGGUGCCAUGGCUGGAGGCUCGCGCAACUUAAGCGAUCUCGGUGUGCAGGCGAAAUGGAGUUUGGGUGAUCUGACUCAGUUCAAGAAACUUGUAUUGCAGUAUGAGGCAGUCCUUGAUGAGAUGGAAGCCACGCACGAGAAGCAGAAGCAGGUAGUGCACGACUUGCAGAGCAGCAUGCUGAAGUGUGGUACGAGAAAGGAAGAAAUCGCGAGGUUCCAUAAGGCGAAGGACGAUAAAGAUUUCGCAAAAAUGCUGAAGUCUAGGACGUUGGGUCCUGAGCACAUUGAAACUCAGACGCACCUUCGAAAGAACAUAAGGGCUAUCCGCGACCGCGUUCAGAAACUUGAAUCGCACUUACAGGAAAGCAAAAAGAAGCUGUCCCAAGCUGCUACAUGUAGACCCUCGGUCAAGGCUCCAUCACUCGACACAAUCAACCGAACGUUUCGCAACAUCGAGCUCGCAAUUGAUCAGCAAGCAGAUGAAGUCUCUCGCCUCGCUACCCGCAUCUCGAAACUCGACAUGGCGGAGAAGUCCAGUUCGGUAUCGCGCAGAGACGCACGUCUGCCAGACGCAGCUGGUCGCCGCGUUCAUGACAUCAUCCCAGAUGUCGCAGCAACCACUGCAGCUGCGCUCAACGCCGAGCGAUCAGCACAGAGGCUAAAGAACGCACUCCUUGCGGUGCGCAAGGAGCCUUUGCUUAAUAAUACAGUAGCACAAGCACCGCCUGCUCUGUACGCGUUCCAGACUCCUCAGAAAUCAUCGACGUCGAGCGGCCCCAGCAAGUUUGCGUUCAAGGCGCCCGCCAGCGGGUCAUUGUUCUCCGAUGUACCGACACCAUUGUCUGCAUCUGACAUUAUGCCCAACUGGGAUCUCCCAGAGGACAACUUCAUGCCCAUGGACGCAGCAAAUCUCAUUUCUACACGCUCGCAAUCCAAACAGAGGAUACACUCCCCUUCGGCGCAGAUCAAAAAGACACCGGGAUCGGGAGGGUCGACACCGCCUGCAGAAUUUGACUGGGGCCCACUUCCAAACUUCCAAAGUCCUCCUGCGAAACAUAUGCCCAACAGGUUCUUCCCGGUUUCGCCAGCGGCCAAGUAA
This is a messenger RNA of Psilocybe cubensis, 6144 nucleotides long. RefSeq lists its product as uncharacterized. The transcript has 8 exons. NCBI's taxonomy places the organism in Eukaryota, Fungi, Basidiomycota, Agaricomycetes, Agaricales, Agrocybaceae. The coding region runs from base 1 to 6144 and encodes 2047 amino acids. The record is from RefSeq and is a predicted model, not a curated record. Gene Ontology annotation, molecular function: protein binding.